CAUAAUAAUAAAAAGAGAAAAGAAAAAAAAAUGAGAGAAGGAUCUCAUGUUAUCGUCUUGCCUUUCCCUGGACAAGGCCACAUAACUCCAUUGUCCCAAUUCUCCAAACGCUUAGCCUCCAAAGGUCUUAAGCCUACUCUCAUCCUCGUCUCCGACAAACCCACUUCGCCUUACAAAAUAGAUAACGAUUCAAUCACUGUCUUCCCCAUCUCCAAUGGCUUCCAAGAAGGGGAGGAUCCAUUACAAGACCUAGAUGAUUACAUGGACAGAGUAGAAACCAGCAUCAAGAAACGCUUACCGGAGUUGAUAAAAGACAUGAAGCUGUCCGGAAACACUCCUAAGGCUCUUGUGUACGACUCCACCAUGCCGUGGCUUCUUGAUGUAGCUCAUGAUCAUGGUUUGAGAGGUGCCGCGUUCUUCACGCAACCUUGGCUUGUCUCAGUUAUUUACUACCAUGUUUUCAAGGGCACUUUCUCUGUACCGUCUACAAAGUAUGGUCACUCGACGUUAGCAUCUUUCCCUUCGUUUCCAAUGCUGAAUGCGAAUGAUUUGCCGUCGUUCCUAUGCGAGUCUUCCUCUUACCCCAAUAUACUAAGGAUUGUGGUUGAUCAGCUCUCUAACAUUGAGCGUGUCGACAUAGUGUUGUGCAACACUUUCGAUAAAUUGGAAGAAAAGUUAUUGAAAUGGGUCAAAAGCAUGUGGCCGGUCUUGAACAUAGGACCAACGCUUCCAUCGAUGUACUUAGACAAACGACUGUCUGAAGAUAAGAACUACGGAUUCAGCCUCUUCACUGCGAAAUCCACUGAAUGCAUCGAGUGGCUAAACUCUAAGCAGCCUAGUUCAGUUGUCUAUGUAUCAUUCGGAAGCUUAGUGAUUCUAAACGAAGACCAAAUGAUGGAACUAGCAACUGGUCUGAAACAAAGCGGAUGUUUCUUCUUGUGGGUUGUGAGAGAAACAGCAACAGACAAGAUUCCAAAACACUAUGUAGAGGAAAUCGGUGAGAAAGGACUUAUUGUGAGCUGGAGUCCUCAGCUUGAAGUUCUUGCGCAUGAAUCUGUUGGUAGUUUCUUGACACAUUGUGGAUGGAACUCGACGUUAGAAGGGUUGAGUCUUGGAGUUCCAAUGAUUGGUAUGCCUCAUUGGACAGAUCAGCCUACAAAUGCUAAGUUCGUGGAGGAUGUGUGGAAGGUUGGGGUUAGGGUUAAGGCAGAAGCUGAUGGGUUUGUGAGAAAAGAGGAGAUAGUAAGGUGUGUGGGAGAAGUUAUGGAAGGAGAGAAAGGGAAAGAGAUUAGAAAGAAUGCUGAGAAAUGGAAAGUGUUGGCUCGAGAAGCUGUUUCUGAAGGAGGUAGCUCUGAUAAGAGCAUUGAUGAGUUUGUUUCUAUGGUUUGUUGAAUGAUUUGAAUUGAGAUGUUAGAAAGUAAAUGUCUAUUGCAAAUUCACUGUUUUUUUUACAAGUCUUUUUACUAUUAGUUGUUGUUUUUUUUUUUUUUUUUUUUUUUUGAUAAUUAACUUUGUUGUUGUUGUAAUAAGGAUGAUUUUUCUCAGGUUUCAAACGAAACACAUGCAUGGGGAAUUCAUUAUAUUUUAUA
Messenger RNA from Brassica oleracea var. oleracea, 1589 nucleotides. Its product is annotated as UDP-glycosyltransferase 74E2. NCBI's taxonomy places the organism in Eukaryota, Viridiplantae, Streptophyta, Magnoliopsida, Brassicales, Brassicaceae. The record is from RefSeq and is a predicted model, not a curated record. Gene Ontology annotation, molecular function: UDP-glycosyltransferase activity. The transcript has 2 exons. Bases 31 to 1392 code for a protein of 453 amino acids.